Molecule: messenger RNA, 3950 nt
Organism: Chlorocebus sabaeus (green monkey)
Lineage: Eukaryota; Metazoa; Chordata; Mammalia; Primates; Cercopithecidae
Gene: NPR3
Product: natriuretic peptide receptor 3
Biological process (GO): signal transduction
Cellular component (GO): membrane
Molecular function (GO): peptide hormone binding; natriuretic peptide receptor activity
Source: RefSeq, a predicted model, not a curated record
AUGAGAUCAAACGCGAGGGAGAUGCAUCGUCAAUUACAAACACUUGGACAAGUCUAACUUUUUUUUUUCUUUUACAAAAACGCUUUCAAAAGCAACCUUAGCAACGCCCAAAUAAGAAGCCACCUCUAAGCAAAAUAGUAUAUGUAUAAAGGGAGGGCGAAUAUAUACAAGUAUAUAUAUGUAUAUUACAGACGCACAGGUUUACACCCGGUGAACUUUUUCUUUUUUCUUUUUUUUCUUUUUUUAAGAAAAACUAGUGACAUUGCAAAGAAGGACGCUUCCUCUCUAUCUUUUGGCGCAUUAGUGAAGGGGGUAUUCUGUUUCGUUAAAGCGCCCAAGGGGGCGCAGGGACCUUGGAGAGAAGAGUGGGGAGGAAAGAGGAAGGGUGGGUGGGGGGCAGAGGGCGAGUCGGCGGCGAGGGCAAGCGCUUUCUUGAGGCACGAUGCGGUCUCUGCUGGUGCUCACUUUCUCCCCGUGCGUCCUACUCGGCUGGGCGUUGCUGGCAGGCGGCACUGGUGGCGGUGGCGCUGGCGGCGGCGGCGGGGGCGCGGGCAUAGGCGGCGGACGCCGGGAGAGAGAGGCGCUGCCGCCGCAGAAGAUCGAGGUGCUGGUGUUACUGCCCCAGGAUGACUCGUACUUGUUUUCACUGACCCGAGUGCGGCCGGCCAUCGAGUACGCUCUGCGCAGCGUGGAGGGCAACGGGACCGGGAGGCGGCUUCUGCCGCCGGGCACUCGCUUCCAGGUGGCUUACGAGGACUCGGACUGUGGGAACCGUGCGCUCUUCAGCUUGGUAGACCGCGUGGCGGCGGCGCGGGGCACCAAGCCUGACCUUAUCCUGGGGCCAGUGUGCGAGUAUGCAGCAGCGCCAGUGGCCCGGCUUGCAUCGCAUUGGGACCUGCCCAUGCUGUCGGCCGGGGCGCUGGCCGCCGGCUUCCAGCACAAGGACUCUGAGUACUCUCACCUCACGCGCGUGGCGCCCGCCUACGCCAAGAUGGGCGAAAUGAUGCUCGCCCUGUUCCGCCACCACCACUGGAGCCGCGCUGCGCUGGUCUACAGCGACGACAAGCUGGAGCGGAACUGCUUCUUCACCCUCGAGGGGGUCCACGAGGUCUUCCAGGAGGAGGGUUUGCACACGUCCAUCUACAGUUUCGACGAGACCAAAGACUUGGAUCUGGAAGACAUCGUGCGCAAUAUCCAGGCCAGUGAGAGAGUGGUGAUCAUGUGUGCGAGCAGUGACACCGUCCGGAGCAUCAUGCUGGCGGCGCACAGGCAUGGCAUGACCAGUGGAGACUACGCCUUCUUCAACAUUGAACUCUUCAACAGCUCUUCCUAUGGAGAUGGCUCGUGGAAGAGAGGAGACAAACACGACUUUGAAGCUAAGCAAGCAUACUCGUCCCUCCAGACAGUCACCCUACUGAGGACAGUGAAACCUGAGUUUGAGAAGUUUUCCAUGGAGGUGAAAAGUUCUGUUGAGAAACAAGGGCUCAAUAUGGAGGAUUACGUUAACAUGUUUGUUGAAGGAUUCCACGAUGCCAUCCUCCUCUACGUCUUGGCUCUACAUGAAGUACUCAGAGCUGGUUACAGCAAAAAGGAUGGAGGGAAAAUUAUACAGCAGACUUGGAACAGAACAUUUGAAGGUAUCGCCGGGCAGGUGUCCAUAGAUGCCAAUGGAGACCGAUAUGGGGAUUUCUCUGUGAUUGCCAUGACUGAUGUGGAGGCGGGCACCCAGGAGGUUAUUGGUGAUUACUUUGGAAAAGAAGGUCGUUUUGAAAUGCGGCCGAAUGUCAAAUAUCCUUGGGGCCCUUUAAAACUGAGAAUAGAUGAAAACCGAAUUGUAGAGCACACAAACAGCUCUCCCUGCAAAUCAUCAGGUGGCCUAGAAGAAUCGGCGGUGACAGGAAUUGUUGUGGGGGCCUUACUAGGAGCUGGCUUGCUAAUGGCCUUCUACUUUUUCAGGAAGAAAUACAGAAUAACCAUUGAGAGGCGAAACCAGCAAGAAGAAAGUAACCUUGGAAAACAUCGGGAAUUACGGGAAGAUUCCAUCAGAUCCCAUUUUUCAGUGGCUUAAAAGAAGCCCCCCGCUUUUUUUUUUCUGCCUGAGAUUCUUUAAGGAGAUAGAUGGGAUGAAAGACAUCAAUGAAACAGAAGGGGCGUUCUUGAAGAAUUCAUUAUUUUAAGCAGUUAGUCAUUUCAUUUUAAAAUUUCUUUAGAAGCUCAGGAACUAUUGUUAAUCACCAUCUGCCUCCAGGCCUUUCAUCUCAUGACAAACAAAUGUAAUAAUGAUAUCAUGUCACUCUGUUAAAUGUUCAUACUGUUUCAAGGGCAUAUAAUUAGAUUUAUGUUUUUAAAAUCUGAUGUCUCCAUAUCUUGAUGGCUUUUGGCAGCAUUUCACACAAGGAUAUAAAAUGUGGUUUUCUUAAAUGAAAUGUUUUGUAGCUAGAAUAAAAUCAUUUUUACAAGUAGAACAUUCUUGGAAAGAAUUUAACAUCCAAUAAGGGGAAAAUGUAAUGAAAAAUCUCAAGGUUGGUAAUACAGCCUUACUCCCUCUAGAGCUAGAGGACAGGUUUGUGGUUGAGGACUUCUGUGUCCAACGUCUACAUUCAGGUUCUGACUUCAUAUCUUGAAAAAGGAUUUCCUCCCUUUUUCGGUGUCUCAUAAAUGCUACUCUGGAUUGUUGUAAAUAUUAGUGAGAUGGGAGGAUUUACAGAAGAAAAGCAAGUCUAAAAUGUUUCCUUUUUGAUGUAAAAAAGAGUCCCAUUUCACACUAACAUUUUAUUUUACAAGUAUUUUAAUCUUGGCAUUAGAAAAAUUUGUCUUUUUUUUUUUUUCAUUUUGAAGAUUAAAUGUUGCUUACAUUUUAAAAGCACAGGUGAAGUGUACAACAAACCAAUAAUGAUAAAAAAUGCUUCUCUUUUUCUCCCUGUUUCUCUCUUUCCCUUGGGCACAGCCAAAUGCUAAUUUCUGCUCUAAUUACAGAGAUGUGGAAGUGUGUUCAAAUUACAAACUCUACAGGAAUACAUCAAAAUUUUAACUCUUUUGCAUUUUACUGUUUAACUGUUUUAAAUGCAAGUUAUUUUAGGGUGACAAUCCUUCCAGUUCUGGCCAAAUGAGUUUCAAGAUCAAGAGUAAAAAGUUAUUAGAAUUAAACAGAGUUUUAUAAAGGGAGAUAGCCCUUUUCCCUCAAGAAAAACUUUGUUGAGAGUUACAACUUGACAGCAAGUACAGAAAUGACAAAUUUAAAACUUUUACAUGUGGCAUUUACCAAAAUUCCCAGUGAUGAUUUUGGUUAAAAGAGGGAACCUAAAUAUCUACUCUAUUCCCUUUCAGUUAACUCCGCAGAACUCUGUAGGCAUCCCUGAAUAACUGUAAUAGUGAGUUAGGUGUGGAGAUAGGGAAUUUGGACAAAGUAGAGUAAGUUUUUACUGGGUAUCUGCUUUGCACCCAGUAGUCUGCACAUGAGUUUAAACUCAGGUUACCACUUUCACUUAUACUUUUUGGAGAAGAUAGACAGUGAGGGAGGAAUGGGAAGCUGUCAUUCAGUGCACCAUCUUGGAAUUACAUAACGGGGGUCUUUCCUCAAUAACAUUUUGAGCAUCUGAAAAAUAGUUUAAAAAUUAUCUUAAUAUCUAUUGAAGGGCAUGUCUAGGGAGGAAACAGGAGAAUUUGAGCAGUCCCUUGGUGGUGAUGAAGGUGGUAGUUCACACAAGUAGCACUGCAGGCAAAGGUAAGCGCAAGCUGCCUGUCCCAGAUGCUGGCCCAUGUGUGCGUGCUUGCCUGGAGAAGUCUGCUUCUGUUGCUCCCACUUGAGUCACAGUUAACAGAUUAUUUAUGUGUGAGGCACAUUUCUCUUCUGUUGUUUAAAAAAUGGGAGCUGGGAGGCAGCUAAGAGGGCAUGAUAAAAGAAUUAAGUACAAUCAACGGAAACAACUAUGUUGUAGUUCUCCAUGCUG